Molecule: messenger RNA, 4972 nt
Organism: Cyprinodon tularosa
Lineage: Eukaryota; Metazoa; Chordata; Actinopteri; Cyprinodontiformes; Cyprinodontidae
Exons: 21
Coding region: 196-4164 (1322 amino acids)
Cellular component (GO): membrane; cytosol
Molecular function (GO): SH3 domain binding; RNA binding
Source: RefSeq, a predicted model, not a curated record
UAGCAUACGUAGCCAAACAUGGCGGCGUAAAGAAACAGAAGCAUUGGCGUUUAACAGCCAUGUGAAAUUAGUCAGGUAUUACCAAUACUUAUAAAAGUAUUUGAAAUCACGUUUCGAUAUUUGUAUAAAGCGAAGCUGAUGCAACUUUAGAUCCGUGUAAAUAUUGAGGGGAAUCUGGUUGUUACUUGUUUAGAAAUGGCAGACCUACAAUCCAAACAACAGGACGUGCAAAAACAAACGGUGAAUCAGAAACAUCCACGAUCCUCUAAGAAGUUGAAAAGAAACUACUGCAUGUUGUGUCGCAAGUCCUAUUUAAAAAGGGAAGGACAGGAUCAUAUGCACAGCAUGCAGCACCACACUGAGCUGGAAGCGGCGUUGGGCAAAGAUGCCUUGCACAGCUGCCAGGCAUGCCAGAUCAAUUCUCUGAGUUUGAAUGAAUAUGCCGAUCACAUCCUAACAUCUCAGCACCAGAAAAGGUUUCAGAAGCUAAAGAAGAGUAACGCUAAGCCUGUCCCUCUGUGCAAGAGUCUGAGCCCUGUGACUAUAAGGAGCAUCCUGAUAAGGAACAAGGAGCUUAAGAAAGAGGAGAAGAAAGCCAUGAGAAAGAAUAAAAAGAAACAAAAGCAGAGCGCUGGGGAAAAGCGUGCAAAUAAACAACAUCCUGGUGUCCAAAAUAGGAAUAUUGACCCAAAAACAAAGAUGCUAUAUAAAUCCAAACAAUUGCAAGCCGGAGCUCCAAAUCAGUGGGCACAAACGCCCUGCCCAGGAAACGACCACGGUGUCAUUCUAAAUAAAGAGAACAAAAUUUACCAGAAUCCUCCUCCUCCUCCAUACAGACCAUUCCUGGAUCAGCAAUGGAACCCUCCUUAUCAGCCAAGAGGACCUGUGGGUCAACCUCAUCCUUACCAUUAUGGCCGGCAGCAGCAUAUCCAUGGUUGCUAUGGCUACAACCAACAACACCAAAUGAAGGCCAAAAGGUUCCAGAUGGGUUCAUAUAACUCUCAAAGUGCUUCUGCCAACUUAAAACAAGCAAUGCCUGCAAUCAGCCAAAGCAACUCCAACCAGAAGAAACCUGCACUUGAUGGUCACUUUACUAGUGAUCAACUCGCUCAGAGUGGAGCCAUUAGCUUUAAUCACAACCAAGCUGAGAAAGUCAACCAAGCUCCACCAAACCAGCGGGAAACGGACCCCAAUCAGCCUGGAAGUACAAACAGUUCAGCUCCAGGGGAUUCCGAAAACAAAUCUAGUAGUCCAGCUCCUAUACAAGAUGUUGACAUCAGCGCCAUGUUGAAGCAAAUCAGGAGAGCGCUUGGCGUCAGGGAGCCGUGCCGGGCGGAUCGAGAAGCCCGACGACAGACUGAAAAUGUUCAAACUGAGCAUCGGGAUGCAGAAAAACAAGACAACGCCGAGCAGUCAGCAGCAACUCCAGCUAAUACCGAUGCUCUGGCCAGCAACUGUGCUCCUCCAGCUGACGCUGGUGUUUCCUUUUCCACCAUUCCUCCUCUUAAGGGGAAACUGUCAACUUUUAAAGCCACACAAGAAACUAACCAAACAAAGAGUCAGAAGCUUAAAGAUCGUCCAAAGAAGGAUGACAAAAGAAAAUCUCUGGAGGCCAGCAGUUCUCUGCCCUCAGUCAGCGGAUGCACAGUGGAACAUAAUCCCCUCCUGAAUAAGCAGCUUCACAUACCUGGAGUCCCUAACAAAUUGAGUUGGACUGAGAUGUACGAUAACAUGAAAAGGAAAACCUUAAAAGGCAGACCCCGGUUUGGAAUCCAGUUGGGAGUCCAGCCGACAGACACGGGAGGUCCUGCACAAGACAGUGACCUGCCUCUGUCUGAGGGUUUCCAUUGGGAAUCGAUACCCGGAAACCCCUCAGUCCUGCCUCCUGUUCUACCCUCUUCACAUGCUGAUCAUCUCAGUGAAGCGCAGACAGAUUCCCAUACGCAAAAUUCUUCAGGGCAGCCGGAUGUUGCUCAGCCAGGCUGCAGCAGCAAGACGGCGAUGCAAAUUUCUAUGAAGGUGGAACCAAAUCUGGAGGGUGAGAAUGAAGAUUUAAGCAGCAACAGCAAUGCUAAUAAAAGGCCAAGGAGUAUGCUAGAAGAAGACGACAUUUCCCCCAAACAGAGGAAAAGAAAAUCAAAAAAGGACAGUCCAGACCAGAAUCAGAUGGACCGGCUGCUAGCUGUCUCACUGAAGGAGGACGAGCUGAGCCACUCGCUGCAGGAUCUGGACAAGGCGCUGAUUCAGGCUCGCAACGCUCUGCAAGCUGCAUACGCAGAGGUCCAAAGACUGCUGCUUCUGAAACAACAGUUUACAGCCGAGGUCAACAGCCUAAGAGCGAAGCGUAUUGAGAUUCUGCAGGGAAUGCAAGAAGGAUACUCGCGAGGCAAUCCAGCAGAGAGCGCCUCCACCUUCUCUCCUGGCGCUGCAUCCACCGGAUCCUCGACUCUCUUCUCUCCCUCACUGAGCCAUCCUCCGUCUGCAGCAGCUUUCAUCCCCCCAGCUUAUCCCGCUGGCCUCGCUCUGCCAGGUGUGUCACUGAAGCAAGAGGUGAUUCACGCAGUCGCGGCUGGACAGACGAGUCAGCAGUUCUUACCCACCGCUGAGGGUUCCACCUCAACACCUCCACUGCUUCCUGAAUCGUCGGCCAGGGAUGGUUUGAAGAGUGUAAAGACGAAGAUUUUGGACAAAGAAAUGGAGCCUUCGGAAUUUGUUGAAGGGACUGAAGAAAAUGGAAGGAGAGAACAAGAUCAAGGAAAUGGGCCUUCAGGUGACAAUAAAAAGAAGAAGAAAUCCCCGCAUGUGGACGAUGAAGGCAGCGAGAGCGACAGCUCAGUGGAGGUGGUCAAUCCCUCUAACCAAGAGAUCAUAGAUAUUGAAGAAUUAGAAUAUGAACACUCAACCCAAAUAGAGGCUAAAGAACAGCCGCAGGAUCCUCAGACGUCUGCAACUGGGGAUUUCAGAAUUGCCAGCACACAAACGUCUCAGCAGUGUGAAACAGAGAGUAAACAUAAGCCGGAAGUUCAUCCGAAAGACAAUCCCAAUCCGCCUGAAGCAUCCGUGGAGGAAGACGAGCCAUCUUUAGGAACAUUUUCCAGCCACACCGGCCCCGUCAACGGCCUUCAGAUCCACAACGGUCGCCUGUACACCUGCUCAGGAGACAAUACGGCCCGGGCCUACAGUCUGGUGACCAAAGAAUGUGAAGCAGUGUUCGGGGGUCACACCAACAAGGUCAACUGUCUGCUGGUUUCAUCUCCACCCAACAUGCCGACACGGCUCUACACCGGAUCCAGUGACCAGACCAUCCGCUGCUACAGCCUAAAGAGCAACAAGUGCCUUGAGCAGAUCUCUCUACCAGACAGGGUUCUGUGUUUGCACAUAGCCUGGAAAAUUCUGUAUGUCGGGCUCGCCAACGGAUCCGUCAUCAGCUAUGACCUGAAGACUCUGAAGGAGCUGGACGUGUUGGAGUGUCACGGCCCACGAGGGGUGAGCUGCCUCGGCACCUCUCAGGAGGGCGCCAGGCGGCUCCUGCUGGUCGGGUCAUACGACAGCACCAUUAGCGUUCGUGACGCCAAGAGCGGGCUGCUGCUGCGGACGCUGGAAGGUCACACCAAGACUGUGCUCUGCUUAAAGGUGGUAAAUGAUCUGGUUUUUAGCGGCUCCAGUGACACAUCUGUUCACGCCCACAACAUCCAUACGGGUGAGUUGGUUCGGAUCUACAAGGGUCACAGCCAUGCAGUGACAUCCAUCGUCAUUCUGGGGAAGGUGAUGGUGACGGCCUGUCUGGAUCAACUUGUCCGUGUUUAUGAGCUGCAGUCGCAUGAUCGUCUGCAGGUCUACGGGGGUCACAGUGACAUGGUGAUGUGCAUGGCUGUGCACAAGAGUGUGAUCUACACAGGCUUCUACGAUGGCAGCAUUCAAGCUGUAAAACUCAACCUGAUGAAGAACUACCGCUGCUGGUGGCAGGGUUGCUCCCUGAUCUUUGGCAUUGCAGAGCAUCUCUUUCAGCACCUGGUUAGAGAACACAGCAACCCGAAUUUGCAGACGAUCAAAUGUCGCUGGAAAGAGUGUAACCAAUUUUUCAGCACACAGCAGUCAGUCAGACAGGAGCUGCCUGAACACAUGCAGAUUCACAUCAACUGUGACAGCAAAGUCCAGCCAUGACGGGAAGGGAGUUGCAGCUCUGCAGAAGAUGAUGAAUUCAGUGGGGGGGUUUCUUUCUUGCCAUGAACACAGCACCUGUUAAAAACCCCAGAACAGAUUCAGGGUUUAAAUAAUCACAUCAGGCCUUUUCAUGUGAAAAUCAGCAGCGUCGGACCAAGAGAGAAACCUAGCUUUUCUUUUUUCGUUUUUACAGGAAUUUCCUGUUUUCUGUUUUUUUUUUUUUUUCAUCACCAGGAUGGAAAAUAUUCAUUACCCUUUUUAAACCAAUUACUUGACUCAGUGUUGGUCAUGUCGAUCAAAGCGGGAUAUCUAAUAGAUUGUUAAACACAUAAAGUGGAUCCUUUACCACAUUUCUAUAUUUAACCAACUGGGUGAUGUUUAUACGUGAGCACUUGAGAGGCUUUUUUUUCUAUAAACAAACCUUACUUAAUAACUCAGCGGGCUUAGUCGUGUCUGUAGGUGAAAUAAAUAUCAACCAACUGGUGACAUCAUCAGUCUAAGAAUUGGAUAAAAAAAGCAGACAAUAACCAUGCAGUGUUAUGCAGAACCUUUUUUUCUGUAUAGUUUAUUAAAAUAGUAUCAACAUUCUCCUUUUAGGGAACAGGAUUGCCAUGUAGAUUUCAUCUUAAUCAACAACUGACAUCUUUUUUUAUGUCACUGAGGAAAACAUUCACUUACAUCUAAUCUAAAAGCAGCUGUAAUAAAUAAAGUCAUGUUAAAGUCUGUUUCAUACUCCCAGUAUGUGUUUGUUUGACUACCUACUGUAGGUAUACAGCAAUAAAAAGCAAAACUUGCAUGUUUACAUCAA